Messenger RNA from Colossoma macropomum (tambaqui), 6554 nucleotides. RefSeq lists its product as uncharacterized. Gene Ontology annotation, molecular function: protein binding. Lineage: Eukaryota; Metazoa; Chordata; Actinopteri; Characiformes; Serrasalmidae. The transcript has 20 exons. Bases 429 to 6224 code for a protein of 1931 amino acids. The record is from RefSeq and is a predicted model, not a curated record.
CUCCACAUGCCAGUGCCACACAGCAGAACACAGUAAAAAAUGUUCUAUGAAAAAACUAAAUUUCAAAAAUGAUUUCUCGGUCUCAGGGGCCCAUCAGGGUAAACAGAUGUAUCAUCUUUUAUCAAUGAUUUUUUUAUUGAGCAGAGCAGAGUUUAUCUGUUUGGAAGAAAGAUGUGUGUCAAACUCUCCGUUCUGCAGAGCAAAUGCUGUACAUGUGAAUGGCCAUUGCGUGUGGUGCAGGUACUAUCACGCAGAGGAAGUAUGUGGGAAACAGACUUUGAAUUGUUUUUUUUUAAAUAUGAUGGGGAAGCUUAACCUCCUUUUCAGGUAAAAUAAACCAGUCCAAACCAGUUUGAGUGUAUGUGAAGCUCAGCAGCUUCGCUUAAUGAAGAGAGGAACAAAGAGCACUUCAGGAAACACGCUAGAAGAUGGAAGCUUCCACUCCAGCUCAUGUCGAUCCUGUCCUGACCAACAUAACAGCUCAGACAGGAGGAAACAUUUGUGCUCCUCUUCUCCAUGGAAACCAUUUUCAAGGCUCGGUUACAGUUGUGAACAUAACUGGAGGCCAGGAGGCUUCCAGUUUAAGUAUCAGCAAUGUUCAGGCUGAAGGCUCUCCUGAUGCUCCUGCUCUCAGUGAAGAUUUGUUGGCUGUCUAUAAACAAAAACUGAAGAAGAAAUUUCAUAGCAUUAAUGAAGGAAUGUUCCAAUGUGGAAAGUCAGCAAAUCUGAAUGAGAUCUACACAGAGCUCUACAUCACAGAAGGAGGGAGUGGAGAGGUCAAUAAUGAACAUGAGGUCAGACAGAUUGAGGCUACAUCCAGGAAACCAGCAACAGAGGAGAAACCCGUCAAGUGCAACGACCUCUUUAAAGACAGACCCAUCAGAACUGUGCUGACUAAAGGAGUUGCUGGAAUUGGCAAAACAAUCUCUGUGCACAAGUUCAUUCUGGACUGGGCUGAAGGAAAAGCAAAUCAGGAUGUCCUCUUCAUAUUUCCACUUCCUUUUAGGGAACUCAGUUUGAUAAAGAAGAGGCUCAAACUGAUGGAGCUUCUUCAUUGCUUUUUCCCAGAAAUAAAAGGACUGAGAUCAGUAGACAGUAAUGCCCACAAAGUCAUGUUCAUCUUUGAUGGUCUGGAUGAGUGUCGACUUCCUCUAGAUUUCCAGAACAAUGAGAGCUUGUGGGAUGUAACAGAUUCAGCCUCAGUGGAUGAGCUGCUGACAAACCUCAUCAAGGGGAAUCUGCUUCCCUCUGCUCUCCUCUGGAUAACCUCUCGACCAGCAGCAGCCAACCAAAUCCCUCCUGAGUGUGUUGACCUGUUAACAGAGAUACAAGGGUUCAAUGACCCUCAGAAAGAGGAGUACUUCAGGAAGAGAAUCAAGAGUGACCAGAGCCUGGCCAAUAAAAUCAUCUCACACAUGAAGUCCUCAAGAAGCCUCUACAUCAUGUGCCACAUCCCAGUCUUCUGUAGGAUUGCAGCCACUGUUCUAGAGAGAGUGUUGGGUGGAGCAGAGAGUGGAGAGAUCCCCAAGACUCUGACUCAAAUGUUCACCCACUUCCUGAUCUUUCAGAUCAAACACAAGGACCAAAAGUACCAUGGUAAAUGUGACACUGAUCUUCAACAGACUAGAAAGAUGAUUCUGGCACUGGGAAAACUGGCUUUCCAACAGCUGGAGAAAGGCAAUCUUAUCUUCUAUGAGGAGGACCUGAGAGAGUGUGGCAUUGAUGUCAGAGAAGUGUCAGUGUACUCAGGAGUUUGCACCCAAAUCUUCAGAGAGGAGUUUGGGCUGUACCUGGGAAGGGUGUUCUGCUUUGUGCACCUGAGUGUUCAAGAGUUUCUGGCUGCUUUAUAUGCAUUUCUCUCCUUUAUCAGCAAAGAUGUAACAGAACAGGUGACCAUGGAUCUCUCUGAUAUUUUCAGAAAGUCCAAACUGUCAGACUUCCUCAAGUCUGCAGUGGACAAGGCCUUACAGAGUGAGAAUGGACACCUGGACCUUUUCCUCCGCUUCCUUCUGGGCCUCUCACUGGAGUCCAAUCAGACUCUCUUACGAGGCCUAAUAACACAGACAGGAAGCAGCUCUCACAGCAAAGAGGAAACAGUCCAGUACAUCAAGGAGAAGAUCAGGGAGAAUCCCUCUCCAGAGAAAUCCAUCAAUUUGUUCUACUGUCUGAAUGAACUGAAUGAUCAUUCUCUAGUGAAAGAAGUCCAAACAUAUGUGAAUGCAAGAGGUUAUAGUCGUCUCAGUGGUACCAGGCUGUCUCCUACCCAGUGGUCAGCUCUGGUGUUUGUGUUGCUGAACUCAGAAGAAGAGUUGGAUGAUUUUGACCUACUUAAAUAUGAUCCAUCAGAAGAAGGUCUCUUGAUGCUCCUGCCAGUGGUCAAAGCAUGCAGAAGAGUUAUACUGUGUGAGUGUAAUCUCACAGAGAAAAGCUGUGAAAUACUAUCUUCAGCUCUCAGUUCAAGCUCCUCAAGUCUGAGAGAACUUGACCUCAGUUACAAUGAACUGCAGGAUUCAGGAGUGGAGCUGCUCUCUGCUGGACUGGAGAAUCCACACUGUAAACUGGAGAAACUGAAGCUGUCUAAUUGUGGUCUCACAGAAAAAGGCUGUGCAGCUCUGACCUCAGCUCUUAGCUCAAAGAUGUCAAGUCUGAGACACUUGGACCUCAGUUACAAUGAAACUAUGCAGGAUUCAGGAAUGAAGAUGCUCUCUGCUGGACUGGGGAAUCCACACUGUAAAGUUGAGACACUGAGGCUGCGUUGGUGUAAUAUCACAGGGAAAAGCUGUGCAGCUCUGGCCUCAGCUCUCAGCUCAAACUCCUCAUAUCUGAGAGAACUGAACCUGAGUUACAAUAAACUGCAAGAUUCAGGAGUGAAGCUGCUCUCUGCUGGACUAAAGAAUCCACACUGUAAACUGGAGACAGUGAGUCUUUAUAACUGCAGUAUUACAGAUGAAGGCUUUGCAGCUCUGGCCUUAGCUCUAAAAUCAAACACCUCGUCACAAUUGAGAGAGCUGGAUGUGAUUGACAAUCAACCAGGAGAGUCAGGAGUGAAGCUACUCUCCGAUCUACUGGAGGAUCCACACUGUAAACUCGAGAAACUGCAGCUGAGUAAGUGUAGUCUCAUAGAGAAAAGCUGUGAAGCUCUCUCCUCAGCUCUCAGCUCAAACCCCUCAAGUUUGAGAGAACUGAACCUGAGUUACAAUAAACUACAGGAUUCAGGAGUGAAGCUGCUUUCUGCUGGACUGGAAAAUCCACACUGUAGACUGGAGAAACUGGAGCUGUGUUACUGCGCUAUUACAGAUGAAGGCUUUGCUGCUCUGGCUUCAGCUCUAAAAUCAAACCCCCUAUCUCACCUGAGAGAGCUGAACCUGAACUCCAAUAAACCAGGAGAGUCAGGAGUGAAGCUGCUCUCUGAUCUACUGGAGGAUCCACACUGUAAACUGGAGAAACUACAGCCAGGGGAACGCAGCACAGAUCUAGUUGGAACCAAUCAGGACCGCAGACACCGUUACAAUAAUAUUAAGAUGGAAUCUUCCACUCCAGCUCAGGUCGAUCCUGUCCUGACCAACAUAACAGCUCAGACAGGAGGAAACAUCUGUGCUCCUCUUCUCCACGGAAAUCAUUUUCAAGGCUCGGUUACAGUUGUGAACAUAACUGGAGGUCAAGAAGCUUCCAGUUUUAGUACCAACAGUGUUCAGAUUGGCAGCUCUCUCAGUGCUCCUACUCUCACUGAAGAUUUGCUGGAUCUCCAUAAACAAAAACUGAAGAAAAAAUUUCAAAGCAUUAAUGAAGGAAUCACACAGCAUAGAAAGUUAGCAAAUCUAAAUGAGAUCUACACAGAGCUCUACAUCAUAGAGGGAGGGAGUGGAGAGGUCAAUAAUGAACAUGAAGUCAGACAGAUUGAGGCAGCAUCCAGAAGACCAGCAACACAGGAGAAAGCAAUCAAAUGCAACAAUCUCUUUAAAGACAGACCCAUCAGAACGGUGCUGACUAAAGGAGUCGCUGGAAUUGGAAAAACAGUAUCUGUGCAGAAGUUCAUUCUGGACUGGGCUGAAGGAAAAGCAAAUCAAGACGUUCUCUUCAUAUUUCCACUUCCUUUUAGGGAACUCAGUUUGAUAAAUAAAAGGUUCAAGCUGAUGGAGCUUCUUCAUUGCUUUUUCCCAGAAGCAAAAAGAUUAAAAUCAAUAGACUGUGAUGCACACAAAGUGAUAUUUAUCUUUGAUGGUCUGGAUGAGUGUCGACUUCCUCUAGAUUUUCAAAACAAUGAGAGUAUGUGGGAAACAACAGAUUCUGCCUCAGUGGAUGUGCUGCUGACAAACCUCAUCAAGGGGAAUCUGCUUCCCUCUGCUCUCCUCUGGAUAACCUCUCGACCAGCAGCAGCAAAUCAGAUCCCUCCUGAGUGUGUUGACCUGGUAACAGAGAUACGAGGGUUUAGUGACCCUCAGAAAGAGGAGUACUUCAGGAAGAGACUCAGUGACCAGAGCCUGGCCAAUAAAAUCAUCUCACACAUGAAGUCCUCAAGAAGCCUCUACAUCAUGUGCCACAUCCCAGUCUUCUGUUGGAUUGCAGCCACUGUUCUAGAGAGAGUGUUGGGUGGAGCAGAGAGUGGAGAGAUCCCCAAGACUCUGACUCAAAUGUUCACACACUUCCUGAUCUUUCAGAUCAAACACAAGGACCAAAAGUACCAUGGAAAAUGUGACACUGAUCUUGAGCAGACUAGAAAGAUGAUUCUGGCACUGGGAAAACUGGCUUUUCAACAGCUGGAGAAAGGUAAUCUGAUCUUCUAUGAGGAAGAUCUCAGAGAGUGUGGCAUUGAUGUCAGAGAAGUGUCAGUGUACUCAGGAGUUUGUACCCAGAUCUUCAGAGAGGAGUUUGGGCUGCACCUGGGGAAGGUGUUCAGCUUUGUGCACCUGAGUGUUCAGGAGUUUCUGGCUGCUUUAUAUGCAUUUCUCUCUUUCAUCAGCGGAGAUGAAACAAAACAGCUGACCACUGAUCUCUCUGAAAUGUUCAAAAAGUCCAACAUGUCAGACUUCCUUAAGUCUGCAGUGGACAAGGGCUUACAGAGUGAGAAUGGACACCUGGACCUUUUUCUUCGCUUCCUUCUGGGCCUCUCACUGGAGUCCAAUCAGACUCUCUUACGAGGCCUACUGACACAGACAGGAAGCAGAUUUCACACCAAAGAAAAAAUAGUGCAGUACAUCACGGAGAAGAUCAGGGAGAAUCCCUCUCCAGAGAAAUCCAUUAAUCUGUUCUACUGUCUGAAUGAACUGAAUGAUCAUUCUCUGGUUCAAGAAAUACAAACAUUUGUGAACUCAAGAGGUUAUAGUCGUCUCAGUGGUACCAGUCUCUCUCCUACCCAGUGGUCAGCACUGGUGUUUGUGUUGCUGAAUUCAGAAGAAGAGUUGGAUGAGUUUGACCUGCUUAAAUAUGAUCCAUCAGAAGAGGGACUCCUGAUGCUCCUGCCAGUGGUCAAAGCAUGCAGAACAGCUGUAUUGUGUGAGUGUAAUCUCACAGAGAAAAGCUGUGAAAUUUUGUCUUCAGCUCUCAGCUCAAAGUCCUCAAUUCUGAGAAAACUGGACCUCAGUUACAAUGAAGUGCAGGAUUCAGGAGUGGAGCUACUUUCUGUUGGACUGGGGAGUCCACACUGUAAACUGGAGAAACUGAAACUGUCUAACUGUGAUCUGACAGGGAAAAGCUGUGCAGCUCUGGCCACUGCUCUCAGCUCAAAGUCUUCAAGUCUGAGAGAACUGAACCUGAGUCACAAUGAAACCCUGCAGGAUUCAGGGGUGGAGCUGCUCUCUGCUGGACUGGAGAAUCCAUACUGUAAACUGGAGAUACUAAUACUACAUUGGUGUAAUAUCACAGAGAAAAGCUGUACACCUCUGGCCUCAGCUCUCAGCUCAAACUCCUCAAGUCUGAGAGAACUGAACCUGAGUUACAAUAAACUGCAGGAUUCAGGAGUGAAGCUGCUCUCUGCUGGACUGAAGAAUCCACACUGUAACCUGGAGAAACUGAGUCUUUAUAAUUGCAGUAUUACAAAUGAAGGUUUUGUGACACUGGCUUCAGCUCUAAAAUCAAACCCCUCUUCUCAACUGAGAGAGCUGGAUUUGAUUGACAAUCAACCAGGAGAGUCAGGAGUGAAACAGCUCUCUGAUCUACUGGAGGAUCCACAGUGUAAACUGGAGAAACUGUACAUCAACCGACAGGAUUCAGAUGAGCUGUUAUGAGCUUCACACACAGAGGGUUAUGAGGAGAUGAUGAAGUCUCAGUAAAAACACACACACACACACACACACACACACACACUCUUAGUAUAGAACUGAACAGUCUCGUUCUGUAGGAAAAAAUCCCAUUAAUAAUCGCCAAAGGGGAAUUCAUUUUUACCCAUAAGAUUUUAUCCAGCCAACAUAGACUUACCACAAGCUAGGAGUUUGUGAAAUGAUGGUACAUGCUACAAUUGUAGCUGUUCGGUUUUGACAGAGUUACUGUGAAAGACAACACAUACAGGGUUUUGGAGGGUUUUACAGAAAAAAAUUACUGACAUGGAUUUCACACAG